GCGCCGCGGCGAACAGCGGAGUUACCAUGGGAACCAACCGCCGCUUCCAGCCCGGGAGACCCUGGAGACCUGGCGAGAGUGGCAUCAUCAUCAUGUUGAGCUCCCUCUUCCUCCUGAAGGCACUUCUUGUUCUUGGGUGCCUGACGUCCUGGGUGGCUGCAGGAGAGCAUGUUACGCCAACCUCUUUUGCGGUGAAAGAAGGAGAAUGUCCUCUUGACAAGAACCCGUGCAAAGAUUUGUGCCAAGGGGAUGAGUAGUGUCUGGCUGGGCGGAAGUGCUGCAGCACAGGCUGUGGUCAGGUCUGCCGAAGAGGCAUUCCCAAGGGGAGGAAAGGAGAUUGCCCCAGGGUUGUUCGGAAGCAAUCCUGUUUUAAAAGGUGCGUAGAUGUCAAGAAAUGCUGCAGGUUUGGCUGCAACAAGAGCCAUGUCGUCAGCCACUGCUCUGAUUCUAUGGCAGAGGUUGGCGGUGAAUGUCCUCCCGACCCCCUUCCAUGCAAGGAGCUGUGUGAUGGAGACGAGUCCUGUCCUCAGGGGCAUAAAUGCUGCAGCACCGGCUGUGGGCACAACUGCCAAGGAGACAUAAUAGGAGGACGGGCCGGUAAUUGUCCAAAAGUUUUGGUGGGCCUGUGCAUUGUUGAAUGCAUGAUGGACGAGAACUGUCCAGCUGGGAGAAAGUGCUGCAAGUCAGGCUGCGGGCGCUUCUGUGCCCCACCGGUUCUGAAGCGCCAGCUGGCCAUGAACCCUAACGGGACCAUGAAUUAGAGACCCCGGUGCCCUAGCUGUCCUGAUUCAUCCUGAGCUUCUCUGGUGACUCCAAGGGGCUUGUCCUGGAAGCCAGGAGAGGUGCCGUCCUGGGCUUGUGAUACUCCCAGGGGUGCUCAUUGCCUGCUUCUGUUCCUGCUGCUGCCUGAGCAUAAGAAACAGCCCUGGGGUUGGGGAAUGGGUGUGUGGUGCUUCUUGGCCCCAAUAAAGGCUGGU
Messenger RNA from Eptesicus fuscus (big brown bat), 977 nucleotides. It is a transcript of the gene WFDC3, whose product is annotated as WAP four-disulfide core domain 3. Gene Ontology annotation, molecular function: peptidase inhibitor activity. Gene Ontology annotation, biological process: antibacterial humoral response; innate immune response. Gene Ontology annotation, cellular component: extracellular region. NCBI's taxonomy places the organism in Eukaryota, Metazoa, Chordata, Mammalia, Chiroptera, Vespertilionidae. The record is from RefSeq and is a predicted model, not a curated record.